Molecule: messenger RNA, 516 nt
Organism: Melampsora larici-populina 98AG31
Lineage: Eukaryota; Fungi; Basidiomycota; Pucciniomycetes; Pucciniales; Melampsoraceae
Exons: 1
Coding region: 1-516 (171 amino acids)
Source: RefSeq, a predicted model, not a curated record
AUGAAUGAAGAAAUUAAAGAAAUUGAAAGAAGAAGACAGAUUAAUCGAAAUCAUCGAUCAAAUAAUGAAAUUAAGAUUGAAAUCAGUCAAUUCACACCAAGUACUAAUCUCACUAGAAUGAACUCAACUGAUCAUCAACCACUUCAACCCUCUACUACCAUCACAAGAAGAAGAAGAUCAAACUUACAACCACCACCAAUCAGUUCAACUAUCAAAACUGCAAAUACUACUACUACUACUACAACUACUACACCAACACCAUCAAGAGGAACAGUAGGAGUAGGAGUAGGACCAGGACCAGUAAGAAUAGAAGAGAUCAAACGAAAUCGAAUUAAAAGAUUAAAAUCAAGUACAGGAUUAGGAUUAGGAUUACCAUUACCAUUACCGAUCAAAUUAAACAAUAGUAGUGGUCUUCAUCAGAAUCCAACUUAUUGCAAUUCAUACUAUCUACAAAGCGGCAGUAGUAGUACUAAUCCACCACUCAAUCAAAUCAGUCAUCAUAAUCAAUCAAUCUAA